Gaeumannomyces tritici R3-111a-1 is the source of this 521-nucleotide messenger RNA. RefSeq lists its product as hypothetical. NCBI's taxonomy places the organism in Eukaryota, Fungi, Ascomycota, Sordariomycetes, Magnaporthales, Magnaporthaceae. The transcript has 3 exons. The record is from RefSeq and is a predicted model, not a curated record. Gene Ontology annotation, molecular function: calcium ion binding. The coding region runs from base 123 to 521 and encodes 132 amino acids.
UCUCGAACUUGCCAGCUUUUCUCCAGAGAUCACCAGCAGCUCCUCAGCAUCCCCAAGCACACCAUCAACAGGAACCAGACUCAAAGCACAAGAGCCCAUCACCCGUAGCACCUCUAGUCACCAUGAAGUUCUUCGCCACCGCCGCCGUCCUCGUCUCGGCCAUCACGGCCGUGAACGCCUUCUGCUGCGGCGCCAGCAUCGGCCGCCAGUGCGCCGACGGCACGAAGGGCACGCCCUGCUGCGCGACGCAGUCGUGCAACAUCUUUUGCUGUGCCUGCGGCGGUCGCUGCCGCGGCUCGAGCAAGCGCUCGCUCCCGGACGCCUUCAGGCGCGACGCGGACGCCGCCUUCUCCCUGGCCGACACGGCUGGCGAGGGCAAGAUCGCGCUGCCGCAGUACUUGUCGUACAUGAAAGUCGACGCCGAGAACACCGAGACCUCGCAGGUCUGGAAGGAGUGGUUCGCCAAGCACGACAAGAACAACGACGGCUUCAUCACCGCCGAUGAGGUCAGCUCCGACUAA